AUGGGUGAUCAUUCGAAUAUUUUACGAAAUCAAAUGAUACCCUCUUUUGCCACCUAUACAUCAGGCGAAUGCGCAGUGGAUCUAAGACGCAGCCGUCAGCAGCCCAAACAACCGAUCCACUGCUGCGCUUGCGUUAAUAUCUCACAAUCGCUCCUCCACACUUUGCCAUCUCAAGCUCUUCCGUCGAGGCAGUCGACUUCGGUAUCUGCGGUGCCGCGUCAGCAUCCCCAACUUCACGUUCGACAGACGUCGGUGGGAGCGCCGACGGGGACCGAGGUGAUUCUUCGCCAGCACCCUCAUCAACUUUCUGCCCAUCCCCACGCCCAUCCUCAACAUUUAAGUCGAAGAGAUAGAGCGCUGCUGACCUCCUCCACGCUUGUGGCUCCUAACACCUCCGCCACUCCUGUUAUAACUCACAUGCAGCCUACACAAAACCCUCAUUCUCUUGCCGCUUAUCAUCAUCAUCAUCAUCAUCACCAACGCCAGCAACAGCUUUACAGACAGUCGCUUCCACCGGUGCUCGGCAGCAGCCAGCAGCGUUUGCAACUGACUCCAACUGCCUACGCGGCGAUGCUUAAGGAGGUGCACAUCCGAUAG
Messenger RNA from Echinococcus granulosus, 597 nucleotides. RefSeq lists its product as hypothetical. Lineage: Eukaryota; Metazoa; Platyhelminthes; Cestoda; Cyclophyllidea; Taeniidae. The transcript has a single exon. The record is from RefSeq and is a predicted model, not a curated record. Bases 1 to 597 code for a protein of 198 amino acids.